AUGCCAGGAGGGAGGAAAGGCCGCGUUUGGUCUCUGCGGUGUGUGUCUCCACGUGCCACGCACUCCCCAGGCCCUCCAAGCCCUGAUGACCAGCCAGCCUGGGCGCUGGAGACGGAGGCCUGGGGCAAGGGGCCACGGCGAGUCCCAUGUCUCCCCUCUGGACUGUGGAGGCCACAGGGGCCCCUCAGUGACCUGGAGGAGGGUCCUCUCGGGCCAUCACAACCAGGCCCCGUCACCUUCAGCAGCACCGUGACCACCUUCAGCCCGGAGCCCGUGUGGGCAGACUUCCUGAGGCUCUGCCGUCUCUUCAGGCCCGGCCGGGCGCCCAGCCCUCCGCCCGCCUGUUCGCUCGGACCCUGA
Messenger RNA from Rangifer tarandus platyrhynchus (Svalbard reindeer), 360 nucleotides. The record is from the annotation of a GenBank genome assembly. NCBI's taxonomy places the organism in Eukaryota, Metazoa, Chordata, Mammalia, Artiodactyla, Cervidae.